GUGACUGGGACUGUCAUCCUCUAGAUCCUGCAGUUUGGCAUCAUCCAGUUUCGUGGCAGCCAUCCAAAGAGGGUGACCACCUGAUUGGGCGGAUCACUCUGAGCAAGAGGUCAGCCGUGCCCCGUGAGGCAGGCUCUCUCCUGGGACUAAAAGUGGUAGGAGGGAAGAUGACGCAGACAGGGAGACUUGGGGCCUUCAUCACCAAAGUUAAAAAAGGGAGUCUGGCAGAUGUCGUGGGACACCUACGUGCAG
Molecule: messenger RNA, 252 nt
Organism: Neolamprologus brichardi
Lineage: Eukaryota; Metazoa; Chordata; Actinopteri; Cichliformes; Cichlidae
Source: RefSeq, a predicted model, not a curated record